AUGGUGGGACAAGAGAAUCGGGUGCAGUGGGAGAUUCACCAGGACUGGGCGAACCUGUUCUGGCGGGAGUACACUGAGAUCAUCACCAGCAGCAUCAAGAAAAUCUCGGACUUUCUCAACUCUUUUGAUCUGUCUUGUCAGUCAAAACUCGCAACACUAAAUGAGAAACUGAUAGCCCUUGAACAGAGAAUAGAGCACAUUGACACAAGGGUGACAAAGAGUGAGACUCACCUAGAAGUGCGUCACUCUGCUGCUGGGAAGUGGCUGGACAGACAGAAUAUUGGCCCUGUGGGAAAGGUCCAGCAGCCUUCUCCUCCUCUCCUUACAGAGGAACAGGGCAUUUUCUUAUUUUCCUUUUUUCAAAGGUGGUCUUUGGGCUCUGCUGUGUGCCCUGGGGUGUGA
Molecule: messenger RNA, 402 nt
Organism: Apodemus sylvaticus (European woodmouse)
Lineage: Eukaryota; Metazoa; Chordata; Mammalia; Rodentia; Muridae
Product: protein BRICK1-like
Exons: 2
Coding region: 1-402 (133 amino acids)
Biological process (GO): actin filament organization; regulation of actin polymerization or depolymerization; cell motility
Cellular component (GO): SCAR complex
Molecular function (GO): protein-containing complex binding
Source: RefSeq, a predicted model, not a curated record